AUGAUCACCAUCUCCAGCGAGCUUGUGGAAAUUGUUGUCUCCGUUCUUGCCGAAGACGAACAUUCAUUCAUCACUGGGUUCAAACUUGUCUACGGUGAAAGUUCAUCAAGCACUAGUUUCGGUUAUCAAAUCCCCCAAAAGCAGAUCACGAUUGAUCUUCGCAGUCAGCAGUUGACAGGCUUCGAAGUCUUCGCCGGAGAAGGGGGUAUCCAGGCCAUACGUCCAAUAUUUGACCAAGAAGAUGGAAUACGCCGUAGCGUGAUUGGCACGCCGAAUACAACUUGCGAAUCAGUCCUAGUUACCCCUGACAGAGAGAUAAAAGCCUUUGUGGGGGAUUUCGAUUUUUCUGACUCAAUUAUAGCACUGUAG
Molecule: messenger RNA, 369 nt
Organism: Penicillium crustosum
Lineage: Eukaryota; Fungi; Ascomycota; Eurotiomycetes; Eurotiales; Aspergillaceae
Exons: 2
Coding region: 1-369 (122 amino acids)
Source: RefSeq, a predicted model, not a curated record